Molecule: messenger RNA, 1396 nt
Organism: Vidua chalybeata
Lineage: Eukaryota; Metazoa; Chordata; Aves; Passeriformes; Viduidae
Gene: PAFAH2
Product: platelet activating factor acetylhydrolase 2
Exons: 11
Coding region: 57-1190 (377 amino acids)
Molecular function (GO): 1-alkyl-2-acetylglycerophosphocholine esterase activity
Source: RefSeq, a predicted model, not a curated record
GUGACCCGCUGUACUGGUGUGUGCGGGGAGGGGGAUACUGGCUCGGCUGCGGCAGCAUGGGGGGGAUGCUGGCGCUGCCCCCGGCGCAGGGACCCCACCAGGUGGGCUGCACGGAUGUCAUGGUGGGCCACACGCGGCAGGGGCUCUUCCUCCGCCUCUUCUACCCGUGCCUGCCCCGGGCCGGGGCCACGGAGCCGCUCUGGGUCCCACGCCCCGAGUACUGCGGGGGCCUGGCCGAUGUCACACUCGGCCGCCGCUGGUGCUCCGCCCUGAUCGGCAUCGCCAUCGGCUCCUGCAAAGUCCCGGUCAGCUGGAAUGGGCCCCUCAAGCCCCACAGCGGUGGGUACCCCCUGAUCAUCUUCUCCCACGGCCUGGGAGCCUUUCGGACCUUGUACUCUUCAAUCUGCACAGAGCUGGCGUCCUGGGGCUUCGUGGUGGCAGCGCUGGAGCACAGGGACCAUUCUGCUGCCACCACCUAUUUCUGUUCGGCAGAGGCUGGGACGGAGGAGUGGAUCCCCUUCCGACGGGUGCCCCAAGGGCAGAAGGAGUUUUAUUUCCGAAACAAGCAGGUUCACCAGAGAGCGCAGGAGUGCGUGCGGGCGCUGCGACUCUUCCAGGGCAUCACCGGUGGCAGAUCUGUCCCCAACGUCCUCCACCAGGACUGGGAUCUCUCCAUGCUGAAGGACAACCUUGAUCUGACCAAAGUGGCCGUCAUGGGCCAUUCCUUCGGGGGGGUGACAGCCGUGCUGGCCUUGGUGAAGGAGCCCAGCUUCGGGUGUGCUGUGGCUCUGGAUGCCUGGAUGUUCCCUCUGGAGAACCUGCUGUACCCGGAGGUGCCCAAGCCUGUACUCUUCAUCAACACCGAGAAGUUCCAGACUCCGAAGAGCGUUGCCAAAAUGAAGAGGUUGAGCUCCAGAAACAGCCAGAUGAGGAUUGUGACUGUGCUGGGAACGGUGCACGAGGACCAGACCGACUUUGCCUUCCUCCCUGGGAAGCUCUUCAGCCUCAUCUUCAGCAGGAGGGGGACUCUGGACCCCCACAAGGCUCUGGCCAUCACCAGCCGGGCGGCUCUGGCCUUCCUGCAGAAGCACCUCAAGCUGCAGGAGCAGUUUGGACAGUGGGACGAGCUCCUGGAAGGUGUUGGGGACUCGGUGGCUCCAGACGCGCCGUUCGGCCGCUCACACCUGUAGCUGCUCCAAGGGCACUGCUGGGAGCUGGGCACUGGGAAAGUGACUCCUUCUUGCCCGGGAUGGAGGAGCCAGGAAGGGCAGGAGGACCUGGGGACAGUGCUCGUGGUGCCUGAGGUGCUCUGGGAAUGUGCCAGCAGAGCCCUCCCUGCUCAUGUGCCUGUGCUGAGGGCUGUGGGGCUGAGGGAAUAAAAUCCCCAGGGAUAAAG